AUGAGAAGGGAGAAUCAAACCGUUCCAACAGGGUUCGUUUUUAUUGGGUUUUCCCACUUUCCUAAACUCCAGGCCGUGCUGUUUGUGCUGUUUUUCCUAAUGCACGUGGUGACCCUAGUUGGAAAUAUUGCGAUAAUGUUUGUUAUCAGGCUGCAUCAGAGGCUGCACAUGCCCAUGUAUUUUUUUCUAAGUGCUCUAUCCUUCUCAGAAAUCUGUUAUACCUUCUCCAUCAUCCCAAAGAUGCUGUCUGGAUUAGUGCCGGGAACUAGAACCAUUUCUUUCCUGGGCUGUGCUGCACAAAUGCAUUUCUCCUUCAUGUUUGGAUUCACGCACUCUUUCCUCCUGACAGUGAUGGGAUAUGACCGGUACGUGGCGAUCUGUCAGCCCUUGCGUUACAGCACCAUGAUGACCUCCCGAGCCUGUACCCAGCUGGUGGCUGCCUCAUGGGCAGGCGGUGGUCUCCUGGGGGUGCUGGUGACCGGUGCUGUGUUCCAGUUACCAUUCUGCCAGUCCCACCACGUUGACCACUUCUUCUGCCAUGUGCCCCCCAUACUCCAGCUGGCUUGUGCUGGUGGAGAGCUGGUUGGCACUGUAGUUGGCAUCUUUUGCAUUACUGCCUUGUUGGGAUGCUUUCUGUUCAUCCUUCUCUCCUACGCCUUUAUCCUUGGCUGUAUCCUGCAGAUGCCAUCAGCCAAGGGGAGGCACAAAGCUUUCUCCACCUGUGCCUCCCACAUCACCAUAGUGGUGGUGCAUUACGGUUGUGCCUCUGUCAUCUAUUUGAAACACCAGUCACCCCGUGCUGCAGGAGCUAGUGUUCUGAUUGAUGUGUCUUAUACUGUCUUCACCCCUUUCCUGAGCCCCAUCAUUUUUAGUCUGCGAAAUAAAGAUUUAAAAAAUGCCUUUUGGAAAUCUCUGAAGAAAAGCUUCAUCAUCAGGAAUGCAAAUAUUUGUCCAGGAUCUAGUUUCAGUUACAGGAAUGAUUAUUGCUAA
Messenger RNA from Cygnus atratus (black swan), 990 nucleotides. Its product is annotated as olfactory receptor 10H1-like. Gene Ontology annotation, biological process: G protein-coupled receptor signaling pathway. The transcript has a single exon. The record is from RefSeq and is a predicted model, not a curated record. NCBI's taxonomy places the organism in Eukaryota, Metazoa, Chordata, Aves, Anseriformes, Anatidae. Bases 1 to 990 code for a protein of 329 amino acids. Gene Ontology annotation, molecular function: olfactory receptor activity; G protein-coupled receptor activity. Gene Ontology annotation, cellular component: membrane.